GGCACAGCCGUCUCCAGUCCGCCAGAGGAGAGCAGUCGUGCUCCCAGUGGAAGAUGGCGGUGGGGAUGCUGUCUGGGGCUGGAGCAGUGUGCUGGAUUUGCACAAAAAGCGAACCUAGAUGGAUAUAACGGAAAAAUGAACACAUUGCUAUCUCAUUUCCUCGAGGUCUGGACUCUUUUAGUGCUGUUUAACUAGAGUCUGCUGCCUUUUUUACCGGCACAAACCCGGGCUUCUUGUCGGGGAUUCACAGACUAUACAUUGCUAGCUCAGCGCAUAGACAGGGUGGGAGUAAAAAGUGGACAAAAAUGUCGGAUUCAAAGGUAAAAGUUGCAGUGAGAGUUCGGCCCAUGAACCGCAGGGAAAUUGAACUGAAUACAAAAUGUGUUGUGGAUAUGGAAGACAACCAAACAGUUCUGCACCCUCCACCCUCAAAUGGAAAAGGAGACAACAGGAAACAAUCCAAGGUGUUUGCUUUUGACCACUGUUUCUGGUCCAUGGAUGAAUCCAACGUUCCCAAAUAUGCUGGUCAAGAGGUGGUGUUCAAGUGCCUUGGAGAGGGAAUACUUGAUAAUGCAUUCCAGGGAUAUAAUGCCUGCAUAUUUGCCUAUGGACAGACAGGUUCAGGCAAGUCCUUCUCCAUGAUGGGGAAUGGGGAGCAGCCGGGUUUAAUCCCUCGACUCUGCUGCUCGCUGUUUGAGAGGAUCCACAAGGUGGAGAACGAGGGCCAUACUUUUAAGGUGGAGGUGUCCUACAUGGAGAUAUACAACGAGAAGGUCCGUGACCUCCUCGAUCCUAAAGGGGGCCGACAUUCCCUUAAGGUCCGGGAACACAAAGUCCUGGGGCCGUAUGUGGAUGGCUUGUCUCAGCUGGCUGUGAGCAACUUUGAGGACAUUGAGGUGUUAAUGUCAGAGGGGAACAAAUCCCGCACAGUUGCAGCCACCAACAUGAACGAGGAGAGCAGUCGGUCACAUGGCGUCUUCAGUAUCAUUGUAACACAAACACUUCUUGAUCUACGGUCUGGGAAUUCAGGGGAGAAAGUGAGCAAGCUGAGUUUGGUCGACCUGGCAGGAAGUGAGCGAGUGUCCAAGACUGGAGCUGCUGGGGAGAGACUCAAAGAGGGCAGCAAUAUUAACAAGUCCCUUACCACGUUAGGCUGUGUGAUCUCUGCUCUGGCGGAUCAGUCUGCAGGGAAGGGGAAGGCCAAGUUUGUGCCGUACAGAGACUCCGUCCUCACUUGGCUACUGAAGGAUAACCUAGGCGGAAACAGCAAGACAGCCAUGAUAGCCACAGUGAGUCCAUCAGCCGAUAACUACGAGGAGACGCUGUCCACACUACGCUAUGCCGACAGAGCCAAGAGAAUCGUCAACCAUGCCGUCGUGAACGAAGACCCCAACGCUCGGAUCAUCAGAGAGCUCAGGGAGGAGGUGGAGAAGCUCAAAGUUCAACUCUCUCAGGCCGAGUCAUUGAAGGCCCCUGAGCUGAAGGAGAAACUGCACGAGUCUGAGAAACUCAUUCUGGAUAUGACUGUCACCUGGGAGGAGAAACUAAGAAAGACAGAGGAGAUUGCCACUGAGCGUCAAAAGCAGCUGGAGAGCAUGGGCAUCUCUCUGGAAACAUCAGGGAUUAAAGUGGGGGAAGACAAGUGUUUCCUGGUCAACCUGAAUGCAGAUCCUGCCCUCAAUGAGCUGCUGGUCUACUACCUGAAGGAGCACACGCGUGUGGGCGCAGACACGUCUCAGGACAUCCAGCUCUUCGGUAUCGGUAUCCAGCCGGAGCACUGUGUCCUGGAGCUCUGCCCGGACGGUGAUGUCACCCUGACCCCCAUUGGGAAUGCCAGGACCUGUGUUAACGGAACAAUGAUUGAUUCAUUGGUGUACCUGUGGCAUGGAGAUCGGAUCUUAUGGGGCAACAAUCACUUCUUCAGGAUUAAUCUGCCUAACCGAAAGCAGCGGGACCGUUUAAAGGAGCUGGAUAGAGCUUCCCCCAGAGAGAGCUUCAUCGAGGCAGACGUGGAGACGGCCAGCGAGGCAUCCUCUGAGCAGGACUACAGCUAUGAGUUUGCCCAGAUGGAGGUCAUAAUGAAGACUCUGGGGAACAAUGACCCCAUGCAGAAUGUGGUCCAGGUGCUGGAGAAGCAGUACCUGGAGGAGAAGCGGACGGCGCUUGAAGAGCAGAGAGUGAUGUACGAACGAGAGCUGGAGUCGCUACGGCAACAGCUGUCUCCUGAAAAGAAUCAACAACACCACCGCAGCAGCAGCGAGCGCCUCACGUUCCCGACACACACACCGCACGGCAAACUGCGACUGUGGACAGAGGAGCGGGAUGAGCUUUUUCGUCAGAGUCUGUCCCGACUCAGAGUGCAAGUCGUGAAAGCCAACACCUUGGUGCGAGAAGCUAACUUUUUGGCAGAGGAGAUGAGCAAACUGACGGACUAUCAGGUCACCCUUCAGAUUCCUGCGGCCAACCUCAGCGCCAACCGCAAGCGUGGAGCUAUAGUGAGCGAGCCGGCCAUUCAGGUGAGGAGAAAGGGGAAGGGGACCCAGGUGUGGACCAUUGAGAAGCUGGAAAACAAACUGGUGGAUAUGAGAGACCACUACGGGGACUGGAGGGAAGGCACAGAAGAGCUGUAUAACAAGGCAAACAGUAAAUACUGUGACCCAUUCUAUGAGGCACAAGAGAACCACAACCUGAUAGGAGUGGCCAACAUUUUUCUAGAGUGCCUUUUUCAUGAUGUCAAACUACAAUAUGCAGUCCCCAUCAUCAGCCAGCAAGGAGAGGUAGCAGGCAGGUUGCACAUUGAGCUGAUGCGGGUGAGUGGAGCUGUCCCAGAGCGCCUGUCUGGGGGAGACGACUCUUCAGAGAACUCCAGUGAGAGCAGCUGCUUUGAGGUGAUGGACACCAACGGGGAGAUCGUCCAUAUGUCUAAGAGGCUCACCUGCAGGGUGCGGAUCAGAGAGGCCACAGGUCUGCCGCUCAACCUGUCCAACUUUGUCUUCUGUCAAUACACCUUCUGGGAGCACGGCGAGCCCACUGUGGCCCCCCCCAUGGUCAGCCCAGACAGUCCUUCCCCUCGAAGCCCAGACGCCCAGUUCACUGUCCAGUUUGAUCAGUGCAAGGACUACGUUGUGCAUGUGACAGAUGAGUUUUUAGAGUUUAUAUCAGAUGGAGCGUUGGCCAUAGAAGUGUGGGGUCACCGCUGUGCCGGGAACGGAGUUUCGCUGUGGGAGUUAGAUGCACUGGAAGCCAAGACCCAGACGCUACGAGACAGGUGGAGUGAGGUGUCUCGUAGGAUCGAGCUGGUGAUAUCCAUCCAGGAGUUGAAUGAGCAGGGAGAGUACUCAUCUGUUGAGCUGAAUCCUGGAAAAGAUAUCAGCACAGGAGGAGUCUUCCAACUCCGACAGGGUCACUCCAGGAGGCUGCAGGUGUGUGUGAAGCCGGUCCAAAACUCGGGCACCCUGCCUCUGCUGGUGGAGGCUGUGCUGUCUGUGUCCAUCGGCUGUGUGUCCGUUCGCUGCACCAAACUUCAGAGACCACUGGACAGCUACCAGAGAGAGGAGGAAGACGAUAUGGAUAGUUAUCAGGUACCCUCUCAGUCUCCCCCUGCUGCUGCUGCUCCCCCUUUAGCUCACUCUGCAGCAUGCAGGAAACCACCUUCAUCACGUGUUUGCCUUCCACUUACUCAGGUGUCGGCAGUGUGUUCCUGGGACUCAUCCAUCCAUGACUCUGUGUAUCUCAACCGCAUCACUUCUCCUAACGAACGCAUUUACCUGAUCGUCAAAGCCACGGUGCAGCUCAGCCACCCAGCCUCUAUGGAGCUGGUGCUCCGUAAGAGGAUCGCUGUCAACAUCUACAACAAACAGAGUUUCACCCAGAGUCUCAAGAGAAGAAUGUCCUUAAAGAAUGCAGUAUUUGCCUGUGGUGUGACUUAUGAGAUUGUUUCCAACGUACCAAAGGCCUCAGAGGAGCCAGAAGAAAGGGAAACUUUGGCCCUUAUGGCUGCUCGUGGUGACAGUGAGCAGACUCAGGAUGGAGAAACCUACAUAGAGAAGUACACAAGGGGAGUUCUGGAAGUAGAGAACAUCCUUAGUCUGGAGAGGCUAAGACAGGCUGUAACAGUAAAGGAAGCACUCACCAACAAGGGAAGACACCUAAGAAGGAGUAUCAGCACACCAAAUGUACAGCAUUCUUCGUGUAGUAAAACAGACCUGACUGGUUGUGAGGAUGAAGACUGUAAGGACCACUGUGAUCACGUGGACACCAACUGCAAUCCCCCAGAUGUCUUGCUUUGUACAACACCGAUCAAAUGCAAGGAGAAUCCAGGUUUUGUUCCAGAGAGCCCUACAUUUUUCAACUCCAGCCCCUUCAAAGCCCUCUCCCCUCAGCCACCGAAGUUCCUCAAGUCCCUGCUUCCUGUCAAAGAGGAGAACAAAGCAAAGAAAGUCCUGGAGGCCCGGCCCCUGCUGGGACAGGAGAGCAUGCGCUCAUGUGUGGACAGCCCUGCACUGCUCCCCCCUCCCUGCCCCUGGCGCCGGCCCAGGGCAGGCAGCGAGGGCCACUGCACGCCUUCCACCCCCACCCCCACCUCCACCUCCACCACCCCCACUCCCACUCAGGACUCUGAGGACGAGGAUGUGGACAUGUCUCUGAAUCUCGAUCGGAGCCCUCAGGACCACAACAGCUUCCCACCUUACAUCCCGGAGGACUUUGCAAACUUUGAGAUCUACAAUGCAACUCUGGAGAACCAGGAGGGGUUUCUAUCGUUCCGCUCCGAGUUGAAGGGAAGUCGGUGUGGAGCUGGGAGUGGAGAGAGGGAGGUGCCUCGAAGCCCCACAGCCAGCAGUUGCACUAGUGGCUACUUCUCACACAGUGCCUCCGACGCUACGCUGUCCGACAUGCCUUUCAGUGGCAGUGAGAGCUCUGACCACCUCAGCGGCACUUCCAGAGACCCCCAAGACCCUCCUGCCUGCCCUACUGGAAGAGGUUGUACCCAAACCAAAAGUGUUUCUGCAGGGAGUGACAUCCAGCAGCCUCCUCUCUCAACAGGUGGGGAUCAGGAUCCCGCCUCUUCGCCUGUCAGUAUUCCUCAAUGCAAAGACAAGCGGCUAACAUUCCCUUUGCCUCACAACCGUGUGCUCGGUAGCAGCCAGGAGUUCAGCGACUUUAAAGGGGCCGAUGACAGUAUUGUAGACAGUGAUUUAGCACAUUUCACACAGGGAUGGGAGCAGGAGGGUGUGGAUAAAGAAACAUGUGACACUGGCAGUCAACCCUCCUCUGAUUUCUCUAGUAAUAUAUCAGUUUCCGAAGACAUAUCAACUUCUACAUGCAAAUGUCCAAAUAAUACAGGCAACGUUAAUGUAGCCAGAGCCCCAGUAUCUGUCCCUGACAAAGCUCCAACUCCUGCGUCACCUUCCCCACUCUCACCUGUAUCUACACCCCGGUGCUCUGCCCCCCCUAUGCGAGCAGGAGGAGAACCUCCAAUAGAGGAGCCGGCCCAGGGGGACCUGCCCCACGGGAGCCCCUGUCCCAGUCCCAACCCCAGCAGCGCAGAGCCCUCAGGGGACUCCAGCGGGGACGAGAGCACCCCCGCAGCUCAGCUCCCUGACUGGAUGGCCCCGGGGGAGCAGGUGUGGGUGGGGAAGAGAAAGGGAAUGGUCCACUACGUCGGAGGGGUGGAGUUUGCUAAGGGGAUCUGGAUUGGUGUGAAGCUUGACAUGGCAGUGGGUAAACACAACGGGACUGUCCAGGGCAGGGUGUACUUCCGCUGCCCCCUGGGUCACGGUGUGUUUGUGAAGCCAUCUCGUCUGAACAGAGGGCCGCCCUCCAUGGACACAGAGCCCCAGACUCUGAUCAGAUAGGACCCAAAGAAGGACCAUCUCUCUGAGGAAAGGCAUGGAGCCGAGGGGGGUCUUCAUAUCCCGUGCCCGACUCCUCUUCUUGUGAUGGAGAUGUAAUCUGUGGACGUCUAUGCUUUCCUAAAGCAUAUCUGACCUGUGCAUUUAAUGAAGGUAUAUCCAGAAUACUGUUCACUGAAAAUUCACUAUGCACAUAUAUGAGUUUUCCAUACAUGGAUAUCUUUUGAUAGUAAACAACCUUUAACCGUGAGUCCAUGUGGAAAUAUUACCCACAUGCAUUUUCUUACGUUGUUUUCUAAACAUUAUCUAUGAUAUUUUUGUAAGACAGACAAUGCAUCCUCUCUGAUGCUCAUAUUGGAGUUAUGUGGGUUAUAAGGAUAAAGAAUGUACUACUGGUUAAACAUUGAUAUUUACAUCAAUAUGAUCUGUCAGGGGUAACCAAAGAACUACGGUUCCAUAUCUGCUGUUAUAAGUAAUAUGCUUUUUGUUUUUUUAACGUGUGUAUGUGGAGGCAAACACUAUAAAAUGGUAUGUGUCCAAGUUAAGCUUAGUGCCAUAUCUCUAGGAGUAAUGCCACAUGCCCUGAACAGAGGACGAAUCUGCUAAAACUGACUGCAGAUCAUGUUGAAUGAUCAUGUUGAAUGAUCCUGUUGAAGUACUGUUAACACUGUGGUGGAAAUAAUCCCCAUCCAGCAUGGGACUGAUGCUGUUUGAAAGCUUGCACUGGAAAGGAUUCUUGGAGAGUUUGCUGACUGUCUUCCAUAUCGGACUGAUGAGGUAUUUUCUAUCCGAAGAGAGAAAAAACCCUGUGUGAUCACUUUAAUCCGGGGAGCCAAGGCCUGGAUGUACUGAUGCCUUAAUGCCCUGUUUCCAUAAAGGCAGGCACAUAAACCCCUGACUGCUCAAUGAACUCUGUUACAUGUUCACUGAGUUUUAAACAAACUAUCUGUAUGGACCCGAAACCUGUGUAUGUAUAUCCUAAAAUGCCCAGAGGCUUUCAAAAUGCCACCCAGCCUUGCUGACUGACUGAAGACCUUUUUAACUGAUUGCCUAUCUGCAUUUUAUAUGUUAACUGACUGUUAUAUAACACUACAUGUAGAAAGGUACUAAAUAAUGCUUUUAUUUCACAUGGACGAUUGGAUGAAUGGGUAAUGGACAGUUAAAAAUAGUUUAGUUAUAAAGAAGAGCUGACCUUAUUUUUAUGAAAUUGGUGGACUUUGGAACUGACUAGAAAUAGUUUAUAUAUCCAAGCUGUAAUGUCAAGUAAAUCAAACAAACCCAAGACCUUACUUUAAGAAGAGAACAAAGCUGCUCUCCCCCGAAAGGAGUUGUAAAUAGAAAUGUAUUUGAACAUAGUAUUUACACUAUUAUAAUGUACAGAAUUGUAUUUAUAAUGUAUCGCAAACUGUUUUAAUUGGUACAAAAUGUUCUAGAAUAGAACAUUUGC
Notothenia coriiceps (black rockcod) is the source of this 7299-nucleotide messenger RNA. It is a transcript of the gene kif13a, whose product is annotated as kinesin family member 13A. The transcript is spliced from 36 exons. Gene Ontology annotation, biological process: microtubule-based movement. The coding region runs from base 306 to 5855 and encodes 1849 amino acids. NCBI's taxonomy places the organism in Eukaryota, Metazoa, Chordata, Actinopteri, Perciformes, Nototheniidae. Gene Ontology annotation, molecular function: microtubule binding; ATP binding; microtubule motor activity. The record is from RefSeq and is a predicted model, not a curated record.